Hyposmocoma kahamanoa is the source of this 787-nucleotide messenger RNA. RefSeq lists its product as uncharacterized. Lineage: Eukaryota; Metazoa; Arthropoda; Insecta; Lepidoptera; Cosmopterigidae. Bases 104 to 766 code for a protein of 220 amino acids. The transcript has 5 exons. The record is from RefSeq and is a predicted model, not a curated record.
CCCUUUUACAAGUCAAAGAACUGUAUCUAUUAUUUAGAGAGGCAUUUUGGUGGAAUUAGUGUGAGUGUUUAAGGAUUUUCAUAAGAUGUUUUGACACAAUGGCAUGAACAUAGCUCAAAUGGAGCGGGCGGGGCGUCGCGCGAAAGCGGGCUCGCUUAGCGGCCUCGCGGGCGGCUUGCCGAGUGGCGCGCCAAGCGUGCGGCGCCAGCGCUCGCUCGAGUGGGGCGGAGAUCGCUACAGUAGUAGCGAUGAUGACCGUCCUUCGCAACCUCCACCUCUCGCUGAUAGAGUUUUCGCUUCCUUGCUUGCCCAAGCCACGCAGCAAUUUGAUGAUGAACAGCGGCGGAUAUACGGAUCGGAGAGUGGAGAGGAGGUCCCUCGCUACAUCAGCAGCCCUCAUCGCCAAGGCUCGCCGUUUCCUUUGGAGAGUACCAAUAGGAGAUUUCAUAAGAGGAAUAGAAACUCCAAAGGUGAAGAAAUAUUCAGCGAGUCAGGUGGUACUUUGUCGCGGCGCACCAGACGCGCAGACGACUUUACUCACGAGAACAACGCUCGUAAUGCGCGCCUCUGCCUUAACAAUGGUACCCCAGGAAACGGGGGCCAAGUAUGUGAACGCGAGUGCGACUCCCCACCGGAACCUGCGCCGCCCGAAGUGCCACCGCGGGGACCCUCACUGCAUGUCACUCUGCGCCAUCGCCAGGUACCAUGCGACCAGAAUGCUGAGAACGACCGCCUCUAUUUGUCUGAAGGUGAGUAUGUAACUUAACUUUAUAGGCUACCUCUAAGC